This is a messenger RNA of Anopheles coluzzii, 2996 nucleotides long. Its product is annotated as segmentation polarity homeobox protein engrailed. NCBI's taxonomy places the organism in Eukaryota, Metazoa, Arthropoda, Insecta, Diptera, Culicidae. The coding region runs from base 581 to 2371 and encodes 596 amino acids. The transcript is spliced from 3 exons. Gene Ontology annotation, molecular function: RNA polymerase II cis-regulatory region sequence-specific DNA binding; DNA-binding transcription factor activity, RNA polymerase II-specific. Gene Ontology annotation, biological process: regulation of transcription by RNA polymerase II; neuron differentiation; multicellular organism development. The record is from RefSeq and is a predicted model, not a curated record. Gene Ontology annotation, cellular component: nucleus.
AACACAACAAAAAAUGCUACCCCUUUGCGUAAGGGAAGGGAUGAUUGACUGGCGAAGGAGAGAGUGAGAAACACACACAGCAGCAGUGUUGUUGCUGGAAGGGAUGGGAACAGCGGAGCGGGUGCCGCUGGCAGGGAGUCUGCGAGAUUGAGACUGUCAGUCAGGGUGCGUUUGACAUUUCAUUUCAUUUCAUUUUCAGACAUUGUCACAUCACAAUUUAUCUCGUGCGUCGGUCGAGUGCGGUCCGGUUUCGGGUAUAUUUGUUCGCAGCAGACGAAGACGUGUGUGAAGACGUGUGUGAGACGACAACACAGACCCAAAAGGCACGCGUCGAAGCAGUGUGUUGUGGUGCAGUGAUUGAAGUCGCGCUCAGGCACAAGUGCCGCGUUUGUGCAGAUGUUGAAGAUUGAAGUGAGCGUUUGAAGCAGUGUUGUUUGAAUGCAGUUAGAACAGUUAGUUGAUAGUGUGACGUUGUGCUUAAGUAGACGCACCCAGUGACAGUGAUUAUUUUUGAAACAUUUUGGUGUUUGUGUGAUUACUUGAGGUGUGAUUACUUGACCGGAGAUAGUGAGACAAGAACAUGGCCCUAGAAGAUCGCUGCAGUCCCCAGAGUGCUCCUAGUCCACCGCAUCAUCACCACAGUAGCCAGAGCCCGACGAGCACGACCACAGUUACGAUGGCAACGGCAAGUCCUGUGCCCGCCUGCACCACCUCCACCACCACCACCAGCACCUCUGGCGCUAGCGCGACUAGUUCGCCUACCCGCGACGAGAUGUCGCUAGUGGUACCGAUCUCUCCGCUGCACAUCAAGCAGGAACCGCUCGGCAGCGAUGGACCGAUGCCAGCGCAGCCACCUCACCACCACCAGCAUCCCCACCACCACCAGCUACCCCAUCAUCCCCAUCAUCAGCAUCAUCCGCAGCAGCAGCCCUCCCCGCAGACCUCCCCGCCCGCCAGCAUAUCCUUUUCCAUCACCAACAUCCUGAGCGAUCGGUUUGGCAAGGCAACGGCCGAACAGCAGCAGCAGCCCCAUCCGCAACCUCCUGCCAUCCGCGAACCGAUCAGCCCCGGACCGAUCCAUCCCGCGGUGCUCCUGCCCUACCCACAGCACGUGCUCCACCCCGCGCAUCAUCCGGCCCUGCUCCAUCCAGCGUACCACACCGGCCUUCACCAUUACUACCAGCCGUCGCCAUCGCAUCCACAGCCGAUUGUGCCCCAGCCUCAGCGAGCGACUCUGGAGCGAAGGGACAGCCUGUUCCGGCCGUACGACAUCAGCAAGAGUCCGCGCCUUUGCAGCAGCAAUGGAAGCAGCUCGGCCACCCCUCUGCCCCUCCAUCCGUACCACACGGACAGCGAUUGCUCGACGCAGGAUUCAACGUCCGCCCCGAGUCCCGCCACGUACGGUGACAUCGCUUCGCCCUCGUCCGCCUCCUCCGCCAUGACCACGCCGGCCACUACCAGCAGUCCCACGGGCAGUGUGUACGACUAUAGCCGCAAAGCGAGCGCCCUGGACCAUCGAGCCGCGCUGCUGAAUGGAUUCAGUGCAGCCGCCAGCUACCCCAAACUCCACGAAGAGAUCAUCAACAGCCACCGCAAGUUCCAGGCGAAGCUGAUCGAAUCGCAAACGAAGGCGGCACUGGCUGCGGCGGCCACGGCUGCUGCGGCGGCCGCUUCCGCGACACCCCACAACAUGCCACCGCUGGGCAGUUUGUGCAAGACGGUGUCACAGAUCGGACAGCAUGUGGCCGGUACGGGCAGCUUGAACGGAUCGGGCAGUGCAGCGAAUGGGGCGUCGAAUGGUGGUUCCGGUGCUCCGGCCACUGCCAAACCAACGCCAAAGCCCAUCCCGAAACCAGCGCCGAGCUCGGAAACCAAUGGUUCCUCGUCGCAGGACGCUGGCAUGGAGUCGUCGGACGAUGCGAAGUCGGAAACGAGCAGCACCAAGGAUGGAAGCGAAAAUGGCAGCAAUCUGUGGCCGGCCUGGGUGUACUGCACGCGGUACAGCGAUCGUCCAAGUUCUGGUCCUCGCUACAGACGCACGAAGCAACCGAAGGAAAAGGGCGACAGUGAGGAGAAGCGCCCACGGACAGCCUUUUCCAAUGCGCAACUGCAAAGACUGAAGAAUGAGUUCAACGAAAAUCGCUAUCUGACGGAAAAGCGGCGGCAAACGCUCAGUGCCGAGCUGGGGCUGAACGAGGCGCAAAUCAAGAUCUGGUUCCAGAACAAGCGGGCCAAGAUCAAGAAGAGCUCGUCGGAGAAGAACCCGCUCGCCCUCCAGCUGAUGGCCCAAGGUCUGUACAAUCACUCGACCGUGCCGCUCACGAAGGAGGAGGAAGAGCUCGAGAUGCGCAUGAACGGACAGAUCCCGUAAAAAAAAAUAAAACGGAAACGCAUUCGGACGGAUCGCAGAUACACACACACACAUGCUUGACAACCAUCCUAUCCCCAACUUUCACCCACCUUCUAACAGGGUACAAGUAGCGGACGUCCCUAAAGAAGAGCGAUGGCUUAGUUGGUUCGCUGGUGCAAUACUAAGAGACAGAGAGAGAGCGAGAGAGCGCGUAAGAAAAGGAUCAACAAGCAACAAGGUGUGGUAUGGUGGUGAGACGUCCGGAAGGCGACGAGGACAGCAAGAAUCAAAGCAAUACUAUAAAGUGGCUAAUACAACGCGACAAGGAUACCUACUUUAAAUUGAUAAGGGUUACAGAUGUUUGUAAAUUAUUAUCCCUCCAUUUUCCGACAGCUCUCUCGCGCUCUUCUCUGCUUUGGAAAUUCUUUUCAAGUAGCGUCCUAUAUUGUUUAGUGAACUGUACAGUGAGUUUGUAAAUAUAAAAAGAGAGCAAGUUUUUAGCAGUGUUAAGAGCAAAGACGACGCAGCAAACGACAAACCUAACCAGUUGUGGGUUUCCUUUCCUAUUUAGAGUAGAAAACAGAAGUUAUUGCAAAACAUAAAAAGAUCGUUAAAAUGCCUCAAAAUGGUUUCAAUCAUCAAAAGC